This is a messenger RNA of Misgurnus anguillicaudatus (oriental weatherfish), 1140 nucleotides long. The record is from RefSeq and is a predicted model, not a curated record. NCBI's taxonomy places the organism in Eukaryota, Metazoa, Chordata, Actinopteri, Cypriniformes, Cobitidae.
UGCAUUUUAAUGCUAGACUCCAAGCCUGCGCAAGUGAGUGAUAGCAUGGAGGUUUUCCAAAAUAUACGAAGUUACUUAACAGGAAUGUGGAAAAACACACAAAAAAAGCCCCGGACAUUUUCUGCGGCUUCUAUGCCAGCCCUGAAAGUACGGGUACCUGAACAGCAGGGAAACUGCUCUGAAUGUGGCAUAUUUGUAUUACUCUGUGCAGAGCACUUUCUGAAUGAUCCUCCCAAAGAACUAAUUAAUGAGCUUGACUGUACAACCUGGUUUACGCUGGCAGAUGCAUUUUCAAGGCGUGCACAAAUCAGGGACAAAAUGCGAAGAUGUUUAGAAGCACGUGAAAGAGACACAGAGGAAAUCAUAGCAGAAGAAAGAGAAGGUGAAAAACAGCAAAACAUUUUUGAGAGAGGAAGAGAAGCAGAGGAAGAUGAAGCAGGAGAAAGUGAAAAACAGCAAAACAUUUUUGAGAGAGGGAGAGAAGCAGAGAAAAACAAAGCAGAAGAAAGUGAAAAACAGGAAAACAUUUUUGAGAGAGUGAGAGAAGCACAGGAAAACGAAGCAGAAGAAAGUGAAGAGGAAUGGCAAGGGGAAAAUAUAACCAAGGAAAGUGAAAUAGAAUGUAGAGAGAAAGAAAAUAAACAUACAACAAGAGAAGAGAACAAAACAGCUCAGGGAAGAAGCUACACCGUCCUGGGAAGGCUAUCAGUCCCAGGCACGAAAAGGAAAUACACAGUCACUCAGGAUGAAAUAAAACGAAGAAUCAUUACAGAAAACAUGUCAAACAACAUGUUAAGAAGCCUGAUUAGGGUUCGUAAAGAGGAUCUCCCAGAGGAGCUUAGACUACAAAGACCAAAAAAAGCUAAGACAAAAAUGAGCAUCUUCUCUGCCCUCAGUGAAGGGGAGGCCACAGAUUUAGCCCAGGAGCUGGGAGCAACGCUUGGGCGACAUGUCAACCUAGACAUGGGUACAAUUGUUCCAAGUGCAGAGGCAGAGGUUGCAAAGAAUGCACUCUGCACCCUCCAGUCCUUGCUGAGGGAAAGACUGGGAGAUGAAUCCCCUUUUAGUCUCAUUACACAUACAUUUGGACCACAAAUUCUUGAUGUUGUCAUCUCAUUUUUAAUCAGUCAGUUUAAGUAG